AUUUGCUACCCCCACUGUGGCGCUGCAAUUUAAAUGUUGUAGGAGCCAACAAGAGCUCAGGCAGCCUGGCUCUUACUACAUUUAAAAUGCAAAGCUGCAGCAGGGUUAGCUCCCGGGGGGCAGGCCAAGCCAUGACUAAGCAGCCCCAACUCAUGCUGGCUCUGGGACCACUCUGCCUCCCAUUGUUCCCCUCUUGGCACAGCAGAGACAGUGCUGGGGGUACCUGGCUUUUAAGCUGGCUCCCGCUUCUCCCCUUGCUACCUAUGAUACAGUGGCAGCGAGGUGGUGGGGGAGCCAGUAGUCAAGUUAGGCUUAUCAGGUAGUCAACUACUCAAGUAGUUGCUUAUAUCCCUACCCAAUAGUACAUCCAGCCAAGUCAAAUUCCUGGGGGAGACUUGUCCUAUGCCCGUCACAGUACAAUGCUCUCAGUAUUUGCAGCAUUUUAUGUACUAAUAAGCUUUAAUAGCCACUAUAGACCAAAUUCAUAACUAACCUAGACAGUUGCAGGUCUACUGUGGUUUACCCACUUACACAAAAGAGUUGUGUCCUUGAUUGUUAAAGAGGAACCAAAUCCUACUAGUUUACUCAGGUAAACUUCCUCUAUCAAUAAUUAGCUCCUGAUGAGGUAUGGGGAACGUGUGAAAGAUAAGAGGAAUUUGUUCAGAGGGGCAACAAUUACUUUCUACAGCAACUCUUUGAGGUUUCAAGAAUACUGAAACCUUUGGAACAUUUUCACCAAAGGGAGUUGUGCCUAAACGCCUGUUACCCACUUGUAACCCGAGCACCUGGGAUGGGGGAAAGCCAGUUUCCAGUGCCUCCUCUAUCUUCUUCAGGGUAACAUGGUAUGAAGGAGGAGCAAGGACUUGAACCGCCCAAGGUUGGAGCCCCGAUCAUCAAGCCACAGAAGGUGGAAAUCCUCGAUUGGAAGACAAAGCAACAGCUGUGCUUUCUGGAUAAGGUGGAACCACAUGCUACAAUUAGUGACAUCAGAUUGAUGUUCCAUAAAUCCUAUCCACACUGGUAUCCAGCUAGGCAGUCCAUAAGACUUGAUCCCAAGGGAAAAUCCUUGAGAGAUGAGGAAAUCCUGCAACAUCUCCCAGUUGGCACAACCGCUACACUGUAUUUUAAAGAUUUAGGGCCACAAAUAGGAUGGACGAUGGUAUUUUUGACAGAAUAUGCGGGUCCAUUGUUCAUCUAUUUUCUGUUUUAUUUCCGCAUGCCUUUUGUCUAUGGCCUGAAUGACAAGCUUACAUCAAGCCCCCAUCCAGUAGUUAACUUGGCAUGUAUCUGCCAUUCUUUCCACUACAUCAAAAGGUUGAUUGAAACAAUAUUUGUUCAUCGGUUCUCCCAUGGGACUAUGCCACUGAGGAAUAUUAUUAAGAACUGCUUCUAUUACUGGGGAUUUGCAGCUUGGCUUGCUUAUUACAUCAAUCAUCCUCUUUAUACACCUCCUUCCUAUGGACAAAACCAGAUAAAUUUUGCCGUGAUCAUGUUUCUGAUAUGUGAAGCUGGAAAUUUCUCUAUCCACAUUACACUAAGUGACCUGAGAAGACAUGGAUCCAAGAUCCGUAAGAUCCCUUAUCCAACAAAGAAUCCUUUCACGUGGCUGUUUUUCUUUGUAUCCUGUCCUAACUAUACAUACGAGGUGGGGGCAUGGAUCAGCUUCACCAUCAUGACUCAGUGUGUCCCCGUGGGAUUGUUCACAUUGCUUUGCUUCAUUCAGAUGACAGUUUGGGCAAAGGAUAAACACUACACCUACGUACGAGAAUUCAAGGAUUACCCAAGUAUUAGGAUGGCAAUUAUUCCUUUCUUAUUGUAAGAAGAAUGAACUACUUGAGUGGAACUACAG
Pelodiscus sinensis (Chinese soft-shelled turtle) is the source of this 1849-nucleotide messenger RNA. RefSeq names its product very-long-chain enoyl-CoA reductase-like. The record is from RefSeq and is a predicted model, not a curated record. Gene Ontology annotation, molecular function: oxidoreductase activity, acting on the CH-CH group of donors. Gene Ontology annotation, biological process: very long-chain fatty acid biosynthetic process. Lineage: Eukaryota; Metazoa; Chordata; Testudines; Trionychidae.